This is a messenger RNA of Eriocheir sinensis (Chinese mitten crab), 1174 nucleotides long. RefSeq lists its product as uncharacterized. The coding region runs from base 242 to 1174 and encodes 310 amino acids. The record is from RefSeq and is a predicted model, not a curated record. The transcript has 2 exons. Lineage: Eukaryota; Metazoa; Arthropoda; Malacostraca; Decapoda; Varunidae.
CCGGCCACUGGCCACCAAUACAAGGCUUGACAAACACCACUGGAGUGUUCCUGGUGUGCACGCCUUGCCCAGCUACAUAUUCUGCCUUCCUUUCCCUCGGGGCAGCAAACCUAACAAGCUCCGUCCAUCACAGCUCCCAGGCCGGCAGUCUGCACCAGUGGUCUCUGCUGGGCCGGGUUUCUUGUGGAGCGCAGGGAGACGUGACAAACCUUCACACAGCGUCUCCUUGAUAAUCCUGGUGAUGGUCUGUUGUGGCGGCCCCAGUCACCGCUGCUGCACUGUGCCGGGGCAAGGUGACAGAGUUGUCACCACUCUGGCUCGGGGCAGACGGCACUGUUCACUGUGGUGCAGCUUGUUGGCUGCUGCACUGUGCCGGGGCAAGGUGACAGAGUUGUCACCACUCUGGCUCGGGGCAGACGGCACUGUUCACUGUGGUGCAGCUUGUUGGCUGCUGCACUGUGCCGGGGCAAGGCGACAGAGUUGUCACCACUCUGGCUCGGGGCAGACGGCACUGUUCACUGUGGUGCAGCUUGUUGGUGCAUCUCUCAGCAGUCAGCCACAACAUGGUGCCAGUCCUCUCCAGGUGGUGUUGAUGACUGGUUCCCCGUCACUGAGGUCCCACACAGCAGCACAGCACGGCACCUCAGAAGUGGGUCUUCAUGUGCUGGGCAAUGUCCCCCUUCAUCUUGAAGUGCUUCCCACACACGUCACACUUGAACUCUCUCAGGCCAGAGUGUCUGAAGGAGUGACGCUCCAGGGUUUGCUUCUCUCUGAACCUUUCUCCUCAUUCCAGACACUCAUGAGGCCUUUCACCAGUGUGUGUGUAAGUGUGUACCUCGAGAUGGCUCUUCCUGAUGAAUGUGUCACCACAAACCUCACACUCAUGAGGCCUUUCACCAGUGUGUGUGUAAGUGUGUACCUCGAGAUGGCUCUUCCUGAUGAAUGUGUCACCACAAACCUCACACUCAUGAGGCCUUUUGCCAGUGUGUGUAAGGGUGUGUGUGUUGAGGUGACCCUUCCUACUGAACCUUUUGCCACACUCUUGGCAUUCAUGAGGUCUUUCACCAGUGUGUGUAAGGGUGUGUCUUUUGAGGUUACCCUUGCAACUGAACCUUUUGCCCCAUUCUUGGCAUUCAUGGGGUCCUUCAGCAGAGUGUGUGGGUGUAUUUGCUGA